GACUCAUCUUCACGACUUCAUAAAACCCUUUGGUUGAAUAGUCGCACGAUCAGUCACGUUUAUAACGACCGCGAGAUGGGAAAUAUCGACUUGGCCCUCUUCCUCGCGCGGCUCGUCUCUGCCCUCGUCCUAUUCGUACUUUCCCUUUGGCUCACUCUGAUCAAACCCGAUAUUGUUCCUUCACGUACCCCGCGGCGCAAGGCCAUCGUCAUCUGUGGUUCAGCACUCGCAGCGCUCUGGAUUGCCGAUGCGUGUAUUAUCGCUGGUCGAGGGUUGUUGGAAAAGCUUCGGGAACCGGACGAGGCUGCAUGGAAGGAAGAGCAAAUUGCCAUCAUACUCAACUUUCUGGCCUGGUCUGGCGUUGUCGGCAUUGGAGUCUGGAAAGAGACCUACACGAACGAGAUUUGGACCAGCGCGCUUCUUAAGUUCCUUACUAUCUUCGCCUUCUCUGCCGAGGUAGUAACCCUCGCCCUCUUGAGCCUGGUGCUACAUAUUUUUGAAUACCCAGUGCACAAGCCUAAGUACACAUGGAUUGAUCCUCGGUGCUCUGGUUCCCAUCCCCUUCGCACCGACGCGAACCCCAUUUUCUAAACCCGUCACCGAGCGUACUCCUUUGUUUCCAUCUGCCGACAACAGUACAUCCCAUGGGAGCGGACAUGAUGCCGUGGUCUCCUCCACUGACGCAAGCAACUCCAACACCAAAUCUGACGCGAGAACAUCGAGCGUACAAGGAACUCUGAAAACAGAAGAGGAAGAUAGCGAUGAUCCAAAGAUGAGCUUCUCGGAGAUGCUCUGGAAGUUGUGAAAGCUUUCUCCC
This is a messenger RNA of Dacryopinax primogenitus, 817 nucleotides long. RefSeq lists its product as uncharacterized. The record is from RefSeq and is a predicted model, not a curated record. NCBI's taxonomy places the organism in Eukaryota, Fungi, Basidiomycota, Dacrymycetes, Dacrymycetales, Dacrymycetaceae. The transcript has 3 exons. The coding region runs from base 76 to 591 and encodes 171 amino acids.